This is a messenger RNA of Penicillium chermesinum, 2352 nucleotides long. RefSeq lists its product as uncharacterized. Gene Ontology annotation, molecular function: RNA polymerase II transcription regulatory region sequence-specific DNA binding. The coding region runs from base 1 to 2352 and encodes 783 amino acids. Gene Ontology annotation, cellular component: nucleus. The record is from RefSeq and is a predicted model, not a curated record. The transcript has 3 exons. Gene Ontology annotation, biological process: regulation of mRNA 3'-end processing; transcription antitermination; transcription elongation by RNA polymerase II. Lineage: Eukaryota; Fungi; Ascomycota; Eurotiomycetes; Eurotiales; Aspergillaceae.
AUGGCUGCCCAGCCAGAAACACCCGCCGUGCACCUACUAACAACCAUGCCAGAUGAACCGCGACGCUCUGGCCGAGCCACCAAGGGCCAGCACAAGAACCUCGAACUGCCCGAUGCACCAUCAAAGAAGGGCAAAGGCAAGGCCAAGAGCGACAAGUCCAGCAAAGCUUCCGCCGAACCUACCCCCGGACCAAGUGAGGGAGACGAGGAAGAGAUCAUCCGGUGUAUUUGUGGACAAUAUGAGGAAGAGGAGGACGUGGAAAGGGACAUGAUCUGUUGCGACUCAUGCUCCGCAUGGCAACACAACGACUGUAUGGGUCUGACCUUCGCCAAAGGUCAUGAGCCAGAUAAUUACUACUGCGAACAAUGUCGCCCAGAGAACCACAAAGCCCUCUUGGAUAAAAUUGCGAAGGGUGAGAAGCCCUGGGAGGAAGUUGCUGAGCGUCGGCGCCGAGAGGCAGAGGAGAAGAAAUCCAAGCGCAAGAAGGGUGGCAAGAAGGGCGGCAAAAAGAGCAGACCUAGUGAAGCGAAGACUGAGGUCGGCACCCCAGUGCGCGGUGGCAUGUCUGCAACACCAGGCCCCACUACUUCACCUGCCCCAGCAACUUCUGCCUCAGUUGAACCUGACAAGAAUGCCAACUCGACAGACUCUCGACGCUCCAGCACCAACAAGCGCAAGUUAGAAGAGAGCACGGAGGCUGAGACUACGCAUCAAGCCAAACAACAGCGCGUUUCUUCCCAAUCUCCCGCAUCGUCGCGUCUCAAGUCCGAAUCUGGUGCGCUUGGCAGCGUAGACGAGCUUCAGAUACCCGCACGUAAGAGUGCUGCAACGGCGCUCGUCAAGCUCUUCACUGACCAGGUCAGCGCGGCCGAGAAGGCAGGCUCGGUCUCAUUGACUGGGCAAUCCACAGAAGAUAUUGCAACGCGACUUGGUCUAGCCAUCGAGAGUGCAAUUUAUCAGAACCUCUCCGGCGGGAACGGAGAACCUACCGAACCAUACAAGUUACAGCUACGGACUAUUUUAUUCAACGUCAAAAAGAAUCCGUCUCUACGUGAUCGCUUACUUUCAGGUAGCCUCACGCCUGAUGCUCUGUCCACGAUGAAGCCAGAGGAUAUGGCCAGCAAAGAGCUGCAGCAAAAGGAUGCCGAGAUCAAACGCGAAGCGGAACGACAGCAUAUCAUCGUCCAAGAGCAAGGCCCUCGCAUGCGACGCACUCACAAAGGCGACGAACUGAUUGAAGACGAAACACACAACGCCACCACAGAGUCUAUUUUCUCUGGUGCUCCCCGUCGCCUGACUACGGACCUCGAAGCCAGCCCCGGGAACCAAAGCCCUAUUACACCCAAGGUGCAGCAGGGAACUAAGCAAAAGAACGACGCACAACCAUCUACUGGUGAGCAUCAUGAUGAGGUCUUCCCUGAAGUUGCAACCAACAUCCGUGAACCAGUCCCCCAUGGACAUGUGCAGGCCGAUGCGGAUAUUGAUCAGCUACUUCGAGACGAGUCUGAAUCCCCGCCUUACUCUCCGAAAGACUUCACGGAGGACGACCUUAUCUGGCGAGGCAAACUUUCGAUGUUGCCAGUCGCAGAGUUCUCGUCUUCCGCGAAAUUUGUUGGGGGUGCAGAUCCCAGUGGGCAACACCUCUGGACACUCUUCAUGCCGCAAAUCCUGAAGAUUGACGGCCGAAUCGACCUCAAACUUGCCACAGAAUAUCUUUGCGGGCUGCGUUUCAGUCAGUCAACAGAUGUUACCAUAACAUCUAUCAACUACCCUGACACUCCUGCUCAGCAAGACGGUUUCAACAGGCUGUUUGACUACUUUGCUACGCGCAAGCGUUAUGGAGUGAUCGGGUCGCAUCCUUUCACUCCAAUCAAGGAUACAUACAUUGUUCCUAUCGAGAUUGGCACGACGAAGAUGCCGGAAUUCCUCGAACUUAUGGAAAAUAAUGCUCUUCGGGGUCCUACUACCCAGCGAACCUUCCUUGUCGUGUUCGUGUCCAAGAUCAUCCCUGAUCAGCACAUCCUCAACGCUCCUCCGGCCCCAGCUGGGUUCAACUACAUGCGUGACCUCGGAUUUCCUUCUAAAUAUCCCACAAUGGAAGCAGGCAGUCGCCGCAAGCCUUCGCCAGAAGCUUUUGAAAUCCUGGGCGACUACGUAUAUCGCCCGACGAUACAGCAACUCAUCCAGAAAAUGCCAACGAUUGAGAGAACAGAGUUGGAAGUCGUGCGGGCAGUCUUAGAUGGGCAGCCAUCCAUUGCCGACGAUUAUUCUUUGCUCUAUCCUGCGCUCCAGGAAUAUUUCAAAGAUCGCCCCCAGGACCUGCGCUUCUUCAAGAUGAUUGCCCCCGUUUGA